GCUACGUUUUGCUCUGGCCUGGCGGGUGACUCUGAGGCGGACUCUAUGGUAGUGCAGUAAUGACGGGCGCCCGGGGGAGCCGCUCUGCCCGUGGUUCUUGGACUCUAUGGUAACGCGGAAGUGAGGGGCGCCCGGGGGAGCCGCUCUGCCCGGGACUCUCCGACUCCAUGGUAACGCGGAAAUGGCGUCUGCGGCACCAGGGGAGAUGCUGGUCCAGAGCCUAGCCCGGCUGCUCCAGGACUCCGGAGACUUGGUUCUAGAUGGCACUAGCACCCUCACUUUGCUCACCUCCACUCUGCAGCACCUGACACAGGUCUUUGAGCAGCAUCUUGUGUCCCGGAACCAGAACCAUGGUUUUAUUGCACUUCCGUCACACCCAGCUGACACAUCUGCCAUUCUCCAGGCCCAGUUCCUGUUUGACAUCUUGCAGAAGACACUUUCCCUGAAGCUCGUCCACGUUCCCAGCUGUAACCUGCAAUCCUCUGUGAAGAUCUUCCCCUUCAAGUCUCUCCGCCGCCUGGAGCUGAAGUCUGUCCCUCUGCACUGCCUGCGGGGGCUGCGGUUCGUCUAUUCCCAGCUGGAGGCCUUAACUUGCAGCAAAUGCGUCAGCACGCUGGAGGAGAUCAUCUCAGCCUGCGGAGGGGAUCUGAGCUCUGCCCUCCCCUGGCUGGAAUUGCAGACGGUUAACUUCAGCUACAACGCCAUCACUGUCCUGGAUGGAUCGCUGCAACUGCUGAAUGCCCUGAAGGUCUUGGAUUUGAGUCACAACAGAAUCCGGGACUGUGAGCACUACUUCACGACCCUUACAGAGCUGGAGUACUUAAAUCUGGCCUUUAACUUCCUGCCAAAGGUGCCAAACCUGGGACUCUACAGUCGAACCAAGCUGGUGACUCUGAUCUUGCGCAACAAUGAACUUGACAGUAUUAAUGGGGUGGAGCAGUUGCUGAACCUGCAGCACCUGGAUGUAGCUUAUAACCUGCUGUUGGAACAUGCCCAGUUAGCACCACUGUCCAUGCUGCACAACCUGAGAAAACUGUACUUGGAGGGAAACCCAUUAUGGUUUCACCAGAACCACCGAUCUGCAACCAUCAUACACUUGUCUCCCAGGGCAGCUUCCUUCAGUCUCCUCUUGGAUGGAGAGCUGCUGACUACCUCGGACCUGAUGCACCUUCCAAAAUCUGGGCAGGUCAUCGCCCAGUCAAUCCGCUCUUCGACCUCGGAGAAGACCCUGCUGGACCGCAGUGCCCUGGACAGCUCCUGUGGCGCAGACCUCAGCGACAGCCAGUCCCCAGGGGAGAGUGGGGCUGCCAGGCUUCCGCAGAGAAAAUCCAAGGGAAACGUUAGGGUGCGCCGGCCGAGCAUCUCCGAGCCCAGUGAUACAGAGCACGAAUACCAGGCACUGCCCCCCUCAGCUGGGAUGGUCCUGCGGCACCAGAAGGAGAUGGAGCGCAUGGACGCCUUCCGAGAUCACUUUGGUGCUGACUGGCUCCAGUACAAGAGGCAACUGGAGGAGCACAACCAGGAGGGGCCUGUCAUCUCCCUUAGCUGUCCUGCAAAGGAGGUCCCAGGCAGCCUGCCUGGCACUGAGAUGCCGAGUGAGAGCACCACCCAGGAGCAGGAGAUGCCCUCUGGGUUGCUGAGGGACACCUUUCUCCCCUUGGACUCCAUGAGGGAGGAGGAGAAGGAGCCGCAGCUGGAGGAGUCCUUGGGAGAAAGCCAGAAAGGAGAGAUGGAUGUGGAUGAGUUUGUGGCCCAGGAGGAAGACGAGAAGCCAGAAGUGGACCUUUGCCAGCCUGUGUUAGUGAGCCAGAUAGAAGGCGACGGUGACCCAGAGCCAGACUGGAUCUUCCUGCGCGUCACAGCCCGACAUGUGAUUGAGGUGGAGCUGAAGGCAGCCAGAGUCCUCCAUAAACUGGAACUGAGAAGCCUGCAGAAAGUGGAGACCUCUGAAAUGACCUGGAAAAGGAUGGACCUGGAGCGCGUGUUCCCUGUCCUCACACUCCAUUUCGGCUACAUCCGCAAGGACCGUCGGAGGCGCAGAUACGUGGUGCUGGAUGAUCAGCCGGAGCUCUGUGUGCAGUGUGUGCUGAGAGUGCUGUCCCCGGCUCUGGAGGAGAAUCGCAGACGUCAGGGCGUAGAGGAGGGGUCCAUGAAGUUCCAGUGCCUGAAAUGCAAGCAGGAGUUUGCCCAGCCCCUGGCACUGUGGCAGCAGAGUCCAUAUCCUGCAGAGCCGGACGGUGGCAAAGGCCUGGAGACCUCGGCUCAGCCAAACCAAGAGGCUACUGCCCCUGGGGAGCCCAUGGUCUGCCCCAGCUGCUCCAGCGACCACGUAGUCCUCCUGCCCUGCGAGAGGUGCUCCAGCACCCCGUUGCCCUCGCAGCAUCACGCGGACAAAGCCCCGUCGGAGCUGGGCCCCCAGGGGAGUCUGGAGGCAGCAUCUGUCCUGGGCAGCCAGAGCGGGCAGUUCUAUAUUGGGGGGGAGGACGACAGCUCCGAGACCGACCCCAGGACCCAGGAGCUCAGCGGCGACCAUGGCAGCUCCGACGGGGACGGCAGGAGGAAGGAGCUGGGCCUGAAGAGCUGCUACUCGUCCCUCAGCCGGACAGACACCAGUGCGGGGAGCCUGAUGGGGAGUUACCGCUAUGGCGCCUCGCGUGGGCCCACGCCCUCCCAGCUCUCGCUCAACUCGGAGUCCGAGGAGACCUGGAACCUCAGUCCCCCCACAAACGGCACCCUGGACGUGAGGGACUUCCGCUCCGUGGACCAUCGCCUCAGGCUCUACCUGGACAUGGAGGUAUUCGAGGAGAAUGUGGAGGAGUUCCAGUGCUUCCUCAAGGUGGCCAUGGUGAAGUUUGGCCGGUACGGGGAGUUCCCUGCACUCCUGGUGGCCUCAGAUCUCAGGAUUCACAUGCUGGAAGUCACUGGGGAGAUCAGGGGGCAGCCAGUGGACUGGCUGAAGAAAACUGACUCUCAUUACCUAUCCGAUCUCUGCUACCUGGAGAUGGGGCUGGGCCACCAGAGUCUGCAGAUGGAGUUUGACAAUCCCAAGGCCUCCUACAACUUGCUAAUCCGAAACCAGAGCCGCUGUGACCAGUUCCUACAGUGCUUGACAUAUCUCCUGCAAGAGCUGCCAGGCAAGCCCAGGAGCGGAGUGGAGGAAAUCCACACUGCUGAGAUGAAUCCCCAGCAUCGGCUAUGGCCUCUACUGAAAAAGGCCCUGUGCUCAGUGGCUGUAGAUGGCACGUCCAGCCGCUUCUUCUACCUGCUGGCGUAUUUGAUCCAAGGUGCCUCUGCCUUCCCCGUGACUGUGCUGGGCACCUGCAGCACUCUGUUCCUGCUGGAGGAGAAUCACCAGUGGCAGCGGGUCCAGCCCGCGCCAGGUGCGGCUGGUGAGAGGGAGGUGCCCCCCGAGAGCGGUGUCCAGCUGAAGGAGAAGCAGCCAAUCAGCAGCAUCAGCAGCAUCCUCACUUACCGCUUCUCUCCCUGCGACGUCAAGCUGAUGUUCUAUGACGAGGUGCUGAAGGUGGAGAGCACCUGGCACAUCCACACGGAAUGUCCUGAGCUGCUGGCCCAGCUGGUGGAGUGGAUCCGUGGUCCCUGGGAGGAGAUGUUCUCCAUCGAGCUGCGGAAGACCGUGCAGGAGGUCCUGGAGUGAGCAUGGUAGCGGCUGACGGGCAGAGCUGGCCGCCUGGCUGGGCAGGCUGCUGCGGAGGGGCAGGGUGAAGGUGACUCUGCCUGCUCCUGUGUUCUGGACCUGGGGCCUUUGCUGGUGGGGAGGAGGGGAGCACUGAAUGUUGUAGCUGGUCUGGCAGCUGAACUGACUUGGUUGGGUCUGGGGGCAGGCACACGGGUGACACGUGGUGCAGACACUGACAUAACCUCGUGGAAGCUGCAUAAAGCUGCAGCCCGGUGGUUUCUGACAGUCUCACUCAAGGGGAGUAGUGACCAUGCCAAGGUCGCUUCCUAUUUAUCCCUGGGGUCCAGGGUCAGUGGGAACCCAGCAAGGUGGGUGGUGGAGCCAAAGGCUGCUCAGACAGGUCUUGGCAGGCAUCAUGGGCAGGGCCUUUCCUCCGCAGGUGUAUCUGCUGCACGUCCACUUGCUCUCAGGACGGUUGCCAGUUCCGUGCUGCUGAAACCCAUAUUUGUGUGUCUGGCCUUUUGUGGCUUCCCUGAUGUCUCCUGCCUUGAGCCAGGGGCUGCCUGCCCAGAUGGGCCAGGGCAUCCUGCCUGGGAGGGGGCCCAGGUGUCCCUGGGCAGAGUUCUCUGUGCCUGCUGCUGGUAACUCUUCCCUCAGAGGGGUUGGGCAGCUGCUUGGGGAUCCUGGGGGGGCAGUGAGUCUAUUUUAACCAGGACAAUUUUACUAUUUUCUAUUGUAAUAAAAGCUUCUAUUUAUUGA
Messenger RNA from Malaclemys terrapin pileata, 4396 nucleotides. RefSeq names its product serine/threonine kinase 11 interacting protein (gene STK11IP). Bases 182 to 3655 code for a protein of 1157 amino acids. Gene Ontology annotation, biological process: intracellular protein localization. Gene Ontology annotation, cellular component: cytoplasm. The transcript is spliced from 25 exons. Gene Ontology annotation, molecular function: protein binding. NCBI's taxonomy places the organism in Eukaryota, Metazoa, Chordata, Testudines, Emydidae. The record is from RefSeq and is a predicted model, not a curated record.